AUGAUUACAAGGAGAGCUUCGAUAGCGGUUAGGAAAGCUCUUAGACGCCAUUGCACUUUGAAAAGUUCCGAGAUUGUUAGUAUCAAUGUAGUGGGGAGGAGGUUUGCGAGUUCAGUUUCCGGCCAAAGUGCUCAUUUUCCUGUGGCUGAUCUACCGUCCAGUACCGACCAUUGGAAACGAUAUCAACUACAGUUGCAAAAUACUCAGAUGCAAGAUGAACUGAAGAACUUAGAGAAAGUAUGGCUCGAAAACAUGAUCAAGUGUGAAAACGACCAGGUACCUAAGAAUAAGCAGGAUAAAGAGGAGGGAGAAGUCCCUAAAGAGGAGAAUGAUAAGGACAAAGGGAAGCAAGAACAAGAUGAAGUAGAAAAAUCCGAAACUGAAAACAAAUCAGUGGAGAAUAACAGUCAUUCGUCGUCUGCGGCUGGAGGAAACUCAUCCAGUUCUCCUCCAUCCGACAACGGCGACAACGGCGAUGGUAAUCAUAACGGUAAGAACAAGAAACAAAUCUUGCCUGAGGUUUAUCCACAGAUGUUGGCUCUACCAAUUUCAAGACGUCCACUCUUCCCCGGUUUCUAUAAGGCCGUCGUAAUAUCAGACGAGCGAGUUAUGAAGGCAAUUAAGGAAAUGCUCGAUCGUCAACAACCUUACAUCGGGGCCUUCAUGUUAAAAAACUCUGAUUCGGAUUCAGAUGUGAUUCAUGAUGUCAGCGAAGUGCACGAAGUUGGUGUCUUUGCUCAGAUAACCAGUGCUUUUCCAAGCAAGGACGAGAAAAGUGGAACAGAGACGAUGACCGCUUUACUUUACCCUCACAGAAGGAUCAAGAUUGAUGAGCUGAUUCUCCCUGCAAAGCCGAUAUCAGAGGAGCAGGAGGCAGAGAUUUCAGAAGACGUUGAGGCAAAGCAAGAGAGUGAGCAAGUUGAAAAGGAGACUCAGAGUGACGAGGCUGCGAUUAAUACCGAAAAGACAGUUGCAACUAAGGAAGAAACGGCGCUAGACACUUUGGAAGAUGAAGACGAAGAUUUAAAUCCAACUGACUUUCUCAGAAAAUACGACGUCUCGUUAGUCAACGUUUACAAUUUGGAAGAUGAGCCCUUUGAUAGAAAAUCACCAGUGAUAAAUGCCUUGACCUCAGAAAUUUUGAAAGUUUUUAAAGAUAUUUCGCAGCUGAACACGAUGUUCAGAGAACAGAUCGCUACGUUUUCAGCAUCGAUCCAGUCAGCUACUACUAACAUAUUCGAAGAGCCAGCGAGAUUGGCUGAUUUUGCUGCAGCCGUGUCCGCUGGUGAAGAAGAGGAGCUACAAGACAUCUUGGAGUCUUUGAACAUCGAACAACGUUUGGAAAAGUCUCUGCUAGUCCUUAAAAAGGAGUUGAUGAAUGCCGAAUUGCAAAACAAGAUCUCCAAGGAUGUCGAGACAAAGAUUCAAAAGAGACAAAGGGAGUACUAUCUAAUGGAACAGCUCAAAGGAAUUAAGAGAGAGUUGGGUAUUGACGAUGGCCGUGACAAGAUGAUUGAAUCCUUCAAAGAAAAAAUUGAGAAACUUCAAUUGCCAGAGGGUGUUAGAAAGGUGUUUGACGAAGAGGUCAACAAGCUUGCAACCCUUGAGACUUCCAUGUCAGAGUUCGGUGUUAUCAGGAACUACUUGGAUUGGAUCACUUCAUUGCCAUGGGGUAUAACCUCCAAGGAACAAUACUCAAUCCCAAGGGCUAAAAAGAUUCUUGAUGAAGACCAUUACGGAAUGAAGGAUGUCAAGGAUCGGAUUUUGGAAUUCAUUGCCGUCGGUAAGCUUUUAGGCAAAGUGGAUGGUAAGAUUUUGUGCUUCGUUGGUCCACCCGGUGUGGGGAAAACAUCCAUUGGUAAAUCUAUUGCUCGUUCUUUGAAUCGUCAGUUUUUCCGUUUCUCUGUCGGUGGUUUGACUGAUGUCGCAGAAAUCAAAGGGCACAGAAGAACUUAUAUCGGCGCAUUGCCGGGAAGAGUUAUUCAAGCUUUGAAAAAGUGUCAAACCCAAAAUCCUCUCAUCCUAAUCGAUGAAAUCGAUAAAAUUGGCCACGCCGGUAUCCACGGAGACCCUUCUGCUGCUUUAUUAGAAGUUUUGGACCCUGAGCAAAAUAACAACUUUUUGGACAACUAUCUGGAUAUCCCUAUUGAUCUUUCUAAAGUUCUAUUUGUCUGCACAGCCAACACCUUGGACACCAUUCCUCGUCCAUUGCUAGAUCGUAUGGAAGUCAUCGAGCUUACAGGAUAUGUUGCUGAAGAAAAGGUAAAGAUUGCCGAACAAUAUUUGGCCCCAAAUGCAAAAACUACUGCGGGUCUCGAGAACACCAAUGUUGAGUUGACCGAAGACGCAAUCAAGGUGUUGAUGAAGCGCUAUUGUAGAGAGAGCGGUGUCAGAAACUUGAAGAAGCACAUUGAGAAAAUUUAUCGUAAGGCAGCAUUGAACGUGGUCAAGCAAUUGAGCAUUGAGGACACCCCACGUCCAGAUGAGGUUACUGAAGAGGGAAAAGCUGUCAAGAAAGAUAAUAAGAAUGACGAAAAAGUGGACGGAAUUGAGGUUGAAAAGACAAACGAUAGCGAGGAGGCUUUAAAGAUUCCUGACACUGUCAAACUCGAAAUAACGGCGGAUAACCUAAAAGAUUACGUGGGUCCUCCAGUGUACACAACAGACAGAUUGUACGAAACAACUCCACCAGGUGUAGUCAUGGGACUGGCCUGGACGAGUAUGGGUGGAUGUUCGCUAUAUGUCGAAUCGGUUCUGGAACAACCACUCCACGACUGUAAGCAAGCAUCAUUCGAGCGUACCGGUCAACUUGGAGACGUCAUGAAGGAAUCAUCCCGUUUAGCGUACUCAUUUUCCAAGAUGUUCUUGUCGAAGAAAUUCCCAGAGAACAGAUUUUUCGAGAAGGCAUCGAUUCAUCUCCAUUGUCCCGAAGGAGCUACUCCGAAGGAUGGGCCAUCUGCCGGUGUCACAAUGGCAACUUCCUUCCUAUCUUUGGCCCUGGAUAAGCCAAUCGAUCCCGCAGUCGCCAUGACCGGUGAAUUGACACUCACUGGUAAAGUCCUACGUAUCGGAGGUCUAAGAGAGAAAGCAGUCGCUGCAAAGAGGUCCGGUGCUAAGACUAUCAUAUUCCCAAAGGACAAUCUAAGUGAUUGGGAAGAAUUACCAGACCACGUCAAAGAAGGUCUAGACCAUCUAGCUGCGGAUUGGUACGAAGAUGUCUUCCAAAGACUAUUUUCCGGUGUUUCCAACACCGAAGGGAAUACAGUUUGGAAGUCCGAAUUCGAGAAGAUCGACGCCAAGAAAGACAAAUCAGACUAG
This is a messenger RNA of Torulaspora delbrueckii, 3318 nucleotides long. It is a transcript of the gene PIM1, whose product is annotated as ATP-dependent Lon protease PIM1. Lineage: Eukaryota; Fungi; Ascomycota; Saccharomycetes; Saccharomycetales; Saccharomycetaceae. Gene Ontology annotation, molecular function: serine-type endopeptidase activity; ATP-dependent peptidase activity; ATP binding. Gene Ontology annotation, biological process: mitochondrion organization; chaperone-mediated protein complex assembly; protein quality control for misfolded or incompletely synthesized proteins. The transcript has a single exon. The record is from RefSeq and is a predicted model, not a curated record. Gene Ontology annotation, cellular component: mitochondrial matrix. The coding region runs from base 1 to 3318 and encodes 1105 amino acids.